AUUGUAUAUGUUGGAUAAAAAUUAAUGUUUUACGAGAUGUUUAAGUCUAUAAUAUAAUAACUAUUCAUAAGCUAUGACGAUUACUGUUUUUAAUUUACUAAGAAAAUACUUCAUAAGCUACUUAGUGAAUAAUAAUGGUACCAAAAGUAACUAAUCUCUGCCGUCUGUGUGCGGAACCUUGCCCGCCGGAAACAGUCAACCAUUCCAUCGAGAAUUCAGAAGUACGUUCUAAGCUGGAAACGGUUUUCAACUUUGAGCUUGCAAUCGAGGAACCGCUACCGAAAUUAGUGUGCCCGGAAUGUCUUUCCAAAGUUACCAAGUGGUAUUCGUACCACGAAACGGUUCAUUUCAAUCAGAGCCAGCUGAAGAAAUUAAUUUCUGCCGAGGAACCACAACCGAUGCCGCAGGACAACGAAAGCUUGGGCGACGAUCGUUUGGAUGUGGAUGGAAAUGAGUCAGAUUCGACGGAUAGUAGCGAAGAGUCAGUGCGGAAGAAGCCGAAGCGUGCGACUACCACUGCCAAAAGGAAGUACACCAAGCGAUCACCGUUGGAGAAGUCCAAACCCAAGGAUGAAAAAAGGAUCAAGCAGACGGAGGAAGAGAAUAGGAAGAUCCAGGAAUUUUUCACAAUAACCUGCGAAUUUUGUUCGGACACGUUUGAUACGUUCUAUCGGCUGCAGUUACAUACUCGGCGGGAUCACAAUGCACGAGCCAGUAUCAAAUGCUGCAAUCUCGUCCUGUACAGGAAGUACAAGAUAAUCGAGCACAUUGAUUCGCACCUGAAUCCGAAUCGUUUCCACUGUGACGUAUGCAAUAGGAGCUACAAGAAUCGAUAUUAUCUGGAGCUGCACAAUCUAAAGAAACACAGUGACAGUGAGAAACCGUUCAAAUGUGACAAGUGCCCCCAAAGUUUCCCAAAGGAGUUUCUCCUGAAAGCGCACCUGCCGACGCAUAUCCAAGCGGAGUGUCCCCUUUGCCACAAGAUGGUGGCAAAUGCGUUCACCCUUCGGAGUCACAUGGACAUUAUGCAUGGGGACAAAACGAAGCUGAUCUGCGAAACGUGCGGCGAGCAGUUCCGCACCAAACUGGGAAUGGAACGGCACAUCAAGAGGCACCAGGGAGUGAACCCAGUCGGACGGGUCCAGUGUCACAUUUGCAACAAAUGGGUCAGUGGGAACCCUCGAAACCUGAACAAUCACAUCAAGAUAGUCCACAGUGAGGAAGACCUCAGCGUGCGGUGCGACAUUUGUCAGCAAAUGUAUCCGCACGAACGAGCCCUGUACAAUCACAAACGACUGGUGCACACCGAGGGGAAGUUCGAGUGCGAGUUCUGUGGCAAGAAGUUCAAGUCGAAAAUCUCACUGAAGGAGCACCGCGCCUCGCACACCGGACAGCCGCUGUAUUCGUGCAACGUGUGCGGAAUGACGACCAAUUCCAAUGCAAAUCUAUACACGCACAAGAAGAGCAAACAUCCGGAGGAGUGGCUCGAAGCGAAGAAGAAAGCGAUCCAGCUGGCUUAUGGAUAAUUU
Molecule: messenger RNA, 1529 nt
Organism: Ochlerotatus camptorhynchus
Lineage: Eukaryota; Metazoa; Arthropoda; Insecta; Diptera; Culicidae
Product: transcription factor grauzone-like
Exons: 2
Coding region: 135-1526 (463 amino acids)
Cellular component (GO): nucleus
Molecular function (GO): zinc ion binding; DNA-binding transcription factor activity
Source: RefSeq, a predicted model, not a curated record